GACGGCGAGGUUAGGUCAUGUAAUUACUACGGCCGUGCACCCAAGCCUGUGCCAGGUGAGAGCUGGAUGGAGACAGCAUUACGAGAGGCGUACCAUCGAUGCAAUCAGCAGACUUACACUGGCCCUGCAGGUUGCUGCAAUGGGAAACCACUCGGUAUGAAGGAUGGCUCCAUCCCAGACAGUAGCAUCACGGAAUUGAGGCAUCACAGCAGUUGGGUGACAGCUUUCGCGCGACUAGAUGAUAGCAGAUGCUGGGGGUUUUAUCUGCACAAUGGGUACAGCUGGAUACAGGUCGACCUCGGUGCCAUGUACAGUGUCUCCGGUUUGAUCACUAGAGGUUAUAAUCACCCGAAUUAUCACUACUGGGUGCUUGAAUAUCAAGUCUCAUACAGCUUCGAUGGGGAUAAGUGGCGUAAUGUGACCGAGGCAAGCGGGACAACCAAGACAUCGCCUGAACAGGUGGAAGCCCCUAAGAAGUUCGCAGGAAACAUCGACGGGAGCUCCCAUGUAACCAUUCAGUUCCCGAUGGCCGUACGCACCCGAUUCCUGCGGAUUGAACCCACACGGUGCAACCAUUUCUGCUGUCUUCAGUUUGAGGUGUUGGGUUGCUCUGAUAUAUAAACAAGAAAGAAAAUAGAACGAACUUAACAGUUUCGCGCCCCUUUCAUUUUCUCAAACUCAUGGGGACACAGCUCGUCAAGCAAAAAAAAAAAUAGGUAUCGUCGCCAUCAUGCAAAACUAUUACGGCAGGCUUGACGAGAGUGUAAAUCAUAGAACAUUCGGAAGAUUAAUAGUCG
Molecule: messenger RNA, 797 nt
Organism: Patiria miniata (bat star)
Lineage: Eukaryota; Metazoa; Echinodermata; Asteroidea; Valvatida; Asterinidae
Product: lactadherin-like
Exons: 4
Coding region: 67-621 (184 amino acids)
Source: RefSeq, a predicted model, not a curated record